AUGAAACCAAUCGGUGUUUUCUUAUCAACACAGAAUUCUGGCGUUGAUUUGGAAUCAUACAUUUUUCAUUCAACUAUCAAAACGAUCGAGUCAGUCAAUGAUAAAAUUAUUCUCGUUAUCUGUGCAAUUGUGCUUAUUUUAAGUAUAACGCAAACAUUUUUGAAGAAUAAGCGUAUUGAUCGAGUAUUAGCUUAUUUAAAUGAGGCUUAUUCUGAUGGGAAAUUUGAAUCGAAUCAAGUUUAUUUUCGUGAACAAAUUAUUACUUGUUAUCGAUUUGAUCAACGUUUCUCGCAUAUUCCUAAUCCUAAUCGAUCAAUAUUACUCAUAAUUGCUACUCAUAUACAAGUACUCAUGCUUAUUGUAAUCAGAACUUUAUUUAUUCGACGAAGUGAACCUGUACAUGAUUGUUUCUCAUUUCACUAUCCAUAUAAAGUACUUGAAUGUGAAAAUAGUAGAGACCCAUGUCGAUUAAAUGAGACUGAAAGUAGUCCAAAAUGUACUUAUUAUUAUUUUCAAAUGACUCAUCUUAUCCCAAUGGUCACAUCUAUCAUUACUUGGCAUUAUGCUCUUCGUUAUUUUGUUGUGAAGUUGAUUUGCUUUGUUCGAUGGGCAUUAUUUCGUGAUAAUGAUCAGCCACGAAUGUUGUGCUGGUGCUGCGGUCCGGCAAGACCACGUAUUAUACGAUGUAGCAUGUAUUUAAAUUACAUUAUAUUGUGGUGCUAUCUCUUCGUUUUAAUUCUAUUUGGCUUUAUGCAGAAUAGAAGUCCCUUCGGUAUACCCAUCAAUAUGUUAGGAUCUGUCUGGGCACCAAUGCUUACAACAAUAGAUCGAUUUUGUUCACUCUAUCUGGGUUUGAUAUCAGAGUUGAUGCAAAAUUGGCUGGAUGCGUUAGAAAAUGGUGCAGUUUUACAAGUUUUUGAAUCGAAAGGAUUAUUUCUUGACAAUGUCGAGCCUCUCAUCUAUUUAAUCAGCAAGGAAACAAAAGUUUCAACAUCAUCCAAAAACAGAAUAUUAUCAACCAAUGAAGAAGUUGCUGUUGACUCGACACCUCAUACGUAA
Molecule: messenger RNA, 1059 nt
Organism: Rotaria sp. Silwood1
Lineage: Eukaryota; Metazoa; Rotifera; Eurotatoria; Philodinida; Philodinidae
Source: the annotation of a GenBank genome assembly